Messenger RNA from Histoplasma capsulatum G186AR, 963 nucleotides. RefSeq lists its product as uncharacterized. The record is from RefSeq and is a predicted model, not a curated record. The coding region runs from base 1 to 963 and encodes 320 amino acids. Lineage: Eukaryota; Fungi; Ascomycota; Eurotiomycetes; Onygenales; Ajellomycetaceae. The transcript has a single exon.
AUGAGCGAAAUACCUGAACCUAUUCCCCCAGAGCUCCCUACUGAGCACACCAUGGAAGCAAGGAUUAGAUGGGAGAUGGAGAAUGCCAAGUACAACAAUGAUUACAACAUCUAUCGGGACAAGCUCGAAGGUGUUAGCAAGAUCAGGCAGGAGAUCUUCAGAACAGUGGCAUUUAGUGAGCUAGAAGUAGCAACUUCUGGAAAUGAUUACAUGGAUGUCAAGGAUAUUCUAAUUGCUCUUAAGAAGAGGUUAUCACCUAGAACUGCGGACCACCAGUACGAGGUAUGGAGGAAGUAUCAGAGCUUGCGAAAAGUGCCUAAACAGAACCUAGAUCAGUGGUUAGAUGCCUGGAUCCUGAUUGAAACAGAAAUCAAGCACUCUGGUAUGGAUGGCAGCUUUGAUAUAUGGGAGGAUUUCUUCUAUGCCAAUGUACCUAUCGAUAAUCCGUACGCUACCGUCCGAAAGAGGGAAGUUGAGAUAGGAGGAAAGGAGAACUUCUCCUUCGCAGAUGUGGUCAAUGAUUUCCGAUCCGAAUAUCGCAAGAAGGGAUACAGCAAGCCAGGACUGCUUGUGUCCAACCUUGCUACCUUAAAUGGCCGGCAAGCAGGACAACCAAGAUCGAGAACCUGCGUUUGUGGUGCAAAGCAUCCCUGGGUCAAAUGCUAUUAUCUCAACCCAAGCCAGAAACCAGAAGGGUGGAAGGAGAAUGAGCAGCGACGUAAGAAGGUGGAUGAGGCACUCAAGAACGAAGAUAUCAAGAAGAAGAUAGAUGCAGCGUUAACCAAGGUAGCUGCUUCAAAUACUGAGAUGGUAGAUCAAGCGCUAGGAGGCAUGGUUCUUCUAAAAGGAAAGGGAGAACCUACUGAUCAUUCUAUCGAUCAUUUUAUCGAUAUUCAGUAUUUGGGUCAAUCUUCGGACUUUAUCCAGUUCCGACAAAGAGCCAUUAAUGUCCAUUGUCAAUAA